AUUUAUUGAUAAUUAUUUCAUAAUUUCCUACAUAACGUUCUUAAUUAAAUUUCUUAUAUUGUUUCGCAUAUUUUAUUAUAUUGACCUUAUCUAUGUAUUAUAAGUCUCCCCCAAUUGGCAAAAUAUAGAUAGGAAUACAUAGAAUAAUAUAUUUUUUUUUCUGAAAACUUUUCAAUCAUUCUAAAUUAUCAAAUACCGAAUAAAUAAAUAAAAAGUUCACAAAUUUAUAUUAUCUCAAAAUGAAAGGAUUACACAAGAUUUUAUGUUUAACCGGUUCCUUAUAUAUUUUAUCCUGUAGUUUUUUUUCAUCUGGUGUUUCCGCAGCUGGUGCCAAGCGUGAGAAGGUCAUCCCCGCACGUGUUCCAAGCACGAUAGAGGAAUUGGAUGCAGAAGGAGUAUAUACCAGAUCCGAAUGGAAAAAGAAAAAAUGGUCCGAAUUUAUGAAAUCAAUGGAGGGAGAUUUUAAAGAAUUUAUGGUUUAUUUGGAAAAUGAAAAAAAAGCUGGCUAGAAGGAAAAGAUGAACAAUGGGAACAAUGGAAAGAAUAUAUGGAAAAAAAAUGGGAGCACUAUGACGAAUAUACCUUUAAAGAAUUAUUGUCCAAUAAAGCAAAAGAUGCAUUAACAUGGAAUGACAAAGAAUGGACAAAUUGGGUAAGUAAAAACGGAAGAUUGGCAUUGAAAGGAGAUUGGAAUAAAUGGGUUAACGGACAGGAUGUCUUUUUCAAAUCAGGUAUUAAUAAUGAUUGGAAAAAUUGGAGUGAGUUCAAAAGGAAAGAAUAUGGAUUAAUCGAAUGGAAAUAUUUUGAAGAUAAAUUCUGGAAAUACUGGAUGAAUAAUUCAAAAGUUAAUGGAAUUGAUGAAAAAAUGGCAAGAAAGACUUGA
Molecule: messenger RNA, 883 nt
Organism: Plasmodium cynomolgi strain B
Lineage: Eukaryota; Apicomplexa; Aconoidasida; Haemosporida; Plasmodiidae
Product: tryptophan-rich antigen
Exons: 3
Coding region: 548-883 (111 amino acids)
Source: RefSeq, a predicted model, not a curated record